UGCUGUAGCUUGUCUGAGUUAGAAAUCGGCUAUAGCUCAUGGUCCAUGCUCACAUGGGAACAGAGAUAACUAUCAGCGUAGAAAUGCAUGAAACGUCGUAAUAUCCUAUAUAUUUUUAAAGCGCAAUAUUUUAACUGUCACUGCGGUAUUUUGCGCUGUUGUCAUUUCACCGUUUGGAAGGCUUCUUAAAUGACACAGGCUUCCGUGUGUAGACAGGGGAAGCCUUCACCACGACGAACAUUUUAAAGAGCGUCAGUGCGCGAGUGAGUCAGAUCUCAGUUCUGCGCUGACUGCUUCUUGGAGUGGGGAGCCGGUAUGGACUCAGCGAAGAGCUAAUGACAGGAAUGGAGAUUUAGUUCGUUCAGAAUCUUUUUAAUUUAUACAAAGCUACUGUAAUUUACACCGGAUAUAAUUUUGGACGCUGGGGUUCUGUUGUAAAAGUCCGUGGAAAUGGGGGAGCAGCCCAUCUUCACCACCCGCGCUCAUGUCUUCCAAAUCGACCCGACCACCAAGAAGAACUGGGUCCCUGCCAGCAAGCAGGCUGUCACCGUGUCCUACUUCUACGACAGCACGCGGAACAGCUACCGCAUCAUCAGCGUGGAUGGCACCAAGGUGAUCAUCAACAGCACGAUCACGCCCAACAUGACCUUCACCAAAACCUCACAGAAGUUUGGCCAGUGGGCUGACAGUCGGGCCAACACGGUGUUUGGCCUCGGCUUUCCCACCGAGCAGCACCUGGCCAAGUUUGCUGAAAAAUUCUUAGAAGUCAAAGAGUCGGCAAAACUUGCGAGGGACAAAUCUCAAGAGAAGAUGGAAACGUCCAGUAAUCACUCCCAGGAAUCUGGACGUGGGACACCGUCCUCUACACAAGCCUCCAGCAUUAACGGCACAGACGAUGAGAAGAUCUAUCAUGGGCCACCAGACGUGCUGCUGAAGAGUGAGAAUGACAGUCUGAAGGCUGCUGUGGAGCAGAGCAACACAAAUGUCAAGAAGUGGGAGACGGAGCUACAGACCCUGAGAGAGAGCAAUGCCCGGCUGACCGACUCACUCCAGGAGUCUAACACCAGUGUGGAGACCUGGAAGAAGCAGGUGCUCAUCUGUCAGGAGGAGAGCAGCCACCUACGAAACAAGAUCACAGCACUGGAGGCACAAUGUAAUGAGGUCGGUCAGGAGAAGGACACAAACACCCGGCUUACAAAUCGAGUGAAGGAACUGGAGGUUGAGCUGCAGGACAAGGAUCUGGAGCUGGAGAACCUGAGGAAGCAGGCUGAGAUAAUCCCUCGACUCAUGGGCGAGUGUGAUGGCAUCACUGAGAAGCUAAAGGCUGCGGAGCGGAGAAACGGCGAGCUGGAGGCCCGUGUGGAGGCGCUUCAGAGGGACGUGGAAGAGCGGCAGCAGCAGCAGGGCAACAUGAAGCUUGAGCUGAAGAAGCUGACGGACACUCUGGACGGGAAGCUGGACGAGCUGCAGGAGUUCAGACAGGGGCUCUCCAAACUGGGGGCUGACAAUUAAGGGGAGGGGCCAGAGGAGGCCAAUGAAAUGCAAGAGCGAAUGUCAGGGAAGAGAACUGGUGCCAUAUACCCUCCCCUUCUGCACAAAAAAAUAGAAAAAUACAUAAAAGAGAUUAAAUGUGAGGUCAGACCACUUCAGCAAGUUGAAUUUUUUUUGGGGUGAUUUACUUAUUUCUUUUUGAUGGGGAGGGGUUUGUGCAGUUGGUUCAAUUCACCGUGACAGGAUUGAGUCUCAGGUUUCUUGAGUAAAGUGUGUUUGGCUUCCACAGGUUUGGACUUUCAGAGGACAUUUUGAAAGGGCUAAUAAUUCAAUGGUGAAAUGAGCCAUAGGAAGCAAGAAAUAGUCGGAGUGAAUCUGUGGGGGGAAAAAAGGGAAAUGUGAAUAUGUAUGACUGCCUGCAUUUAAUUCACACUGAUCUCAGGUCAGUUGAAAUAGUAUGUUUUCCAGGAUAUGCACAUACAAACACUGCACAGUGUCACACAAAGUGCCUCAGUACUGGGACCUUCUGGACUGACAAGAAGGCUCCUUUCUCUCUAUAGGUAAACACAUUUAUACAACUAUAACUGGAGUUAUUGAGAUUAUAGUGUUGAGGACUAACAUCAUAAUCAAAGUGUUGAUUUAUGGACAUACAUGUGCAUACUUAAGGAAGAAUUUAUCUUGCUACUAAUGUGAAAGUUCUAUGUUUGCAAACAUUGCAACAAUUCAGAUUUUGAACCAUGUCCACAGCACUAACAGCACAGAUUCAGGGAGUGCAUUCAAAAAACAAAAAAGAUGCAGACGCAUCCUGGAAAUGCUAAGGUACAUAGUUUUGGCUUCUGUACCUCCAUCAAGCGUAUGAAAGCACCACCUGUCUGCUGGUUUCUGGGAAUCUUCUACUGGUGCUUUGAAUACACCGUUUGCAAGAUUGUAUGUGCAUUAGGGUAAGGGAUCUUUUUAAGUCUGAUUAACCUCGACGUUGAGAGCAAUAGCCACACCCAAACUGGGCCAUGGGGACCCCAAUUCUGAGUGCUGUGUUUAAAGGGUUUUGCAUGUAUGGUGUGAAUUUAGGUGAUUCUUGGUACAAAGUUUGUGGUGGUACUUCCCACAUGACUGUCUUUUUUUCCAUUAUGGCGAUAUUUUGUGGGAAGGGGGAAAGGACGGUGUUGUGUCGCUGCUAGACUUCGGAAUAAUGUUUAAGUGUAAGGGGUGCUGUGGACCUUCCAACAUCUGAUUUUCAUUUUCACUGUUUCUCCAAAAUGACACUUAGUCCUGGUGCCUGUAGAUUUUUAACUUUUUUUUUUGUCCUCCAGCAGUGGGAAUUUUCUGGGUUCAGUCACUUUAUAUGUAAUACUUUGGUUGAAUAUGUACACACUGUUUACUGUUUGAGAGAAGAGCCAUGCCUGCUUCUUGUGGGAAUCCACAAAAAAUUUUGUACAUGAAACAUCACGAUGUUGUGAGUGUGUUUUUAAUCACUGUUUGAAACUGAAAGGUGAUGUUCACUACGGAAGUCAAACUGGGAUUAGGGGCAUCUCUGCCACUACUGUUUUGAAAACAUGUCACUUUUUUCCCUUGCUAAAUAAAUGAAUUACUCCUAUAUA
Messenger RNA from Anguilla anguilla (European eel), 3089 nucleotides. RefSeq names its product homer protein homolog 2-like. The coding region runs from base 451 to 1512 and encodes 353 amino acids. Gene Ontology annotation, biological process: G protein-coupled glutamate receptor signaling pathway; regulation of store-operated calcium entry. The record is from RefSeq and is a predicted model, not a curated record. The transcript has 9 exons. NCBI's taxonomy places the organism in Eukaryota, Metazoa, Chordata, Actinopteri, Anguilliformes, Anguillidae. Gene Ontology annotation, molecular function: G protein-coupled glutamate receptor binding. Gene Ontology annotation, cellular component: postsynaptic density; dendrite; plasma membrane.